UAUCAGAAAUUAUGGCUUGAACAGGUCCAGUGCAGGGCAGUACACUUUGUAACAAGAACUUACACGAGGGAGGAGGGAUGCGUAACCAAUGCUCUAAGGCAAAUUAAUUGGCCAACUCUUGAAAAAAGAAGACAAGUAGCUACACUGAUGUACAAAUGUGUUACCAACCAGACCGCUAUAAAUAUCCCCAGCUAUGUACAUCAGUCUUCCCUAAAAACCAGAUCAUCUCAUCCACUGAAUUUAUCCCACUUCAGCCAUCCUGUGACACGUACAAAUACAGCUUUUGGCCAAGAACUAUCACUGACUGGAAUAGCCUGCCACCUGAUUAUUCAAAAUUGGAUUCA
Pocillopora meandrina is the source of this 344-nucleotide messenger RNA. The record is from the annotation of a GenBank genome assembly. NCBI's taxonomy places the organism in Eukaryota, Metazoa, Cnidaria, Anthozoa, Scleractinia, Pocilloporidae.